Molecule: messenger RNA, 2235 nt
Organism: Myripristis murdjan (pinecone soldierfish)
Lineage: Eukaryota; Metazoa; Chordata; Actinopteri; Holocentriformes; Holocentridae
Gene: xrcc2
Product: X-ray repair complementing defective repair in Chinese hamster cells 2
Exons: 6
Coding region: 104-1021 (305 amino acids)
Biological process (GO): double-strand break repair via homologous recombination; DNA strand invasion
Cellular component (GO): centrosome; replication fork; Rad51B-Rad51C-Rad51D-XRCC2 complex
Molecular function (GO): four-way junction DNA binding; ATP-dependent DNA damage sensor activity; ATP binding
Source: RefSeq, a predicted model, not a curated record
ACGUACUUUACGGUAAAAAAAUAACGGAACCCGGAAGUGUGUUCAAACAGCGGGAGCGGUGUGUUCGGCGUGCAGGUGAGGAUGAGGACGAAGAGGAGCUGAGAUGGCAGAGAGCGGAGCUCAGCUGUUUGCUCGCCUGGAGCCUCGCCGCAGCCUCAAACACAUCGAGCCCCGCCUCUUCCCUGACGACGGCGGGCCGGACCACGGUGAGGUGGUGGAGCUGCACGGGACAGAGGGGACAGGGAAGACUGAGCUGCUGUACCACCUGCUGUGUCGCUGUGUGUUGCCGGCGGCGGCGGGCGGCCUGGAGACGGACGUUGUGUUCGUGGACACCGACUACAGUCUGGACAUCCUGAGACUCGUCAGCAUCCUGGACAGCAGACUGAGCGCUGCCGGUGGCCUGGAGGAGGCGGAGCUUCGCUCCUGUCUGUCCCGCCUCCUGGUGGUCCACUGCUCCUCCUCCUCCCAGCUGCUCCUCACUCUGCACUUCCUGGAAACCGCCUUCUCGUCACGGCCGAGCCUAUCGCUGCUCCUCAUCGACAGCAUCUCCGCUUUCUAUUGGCUGGACCGCUGCGAGGGCGGGGCCAGCGUCUCCAAACAGGAAGAGAAGCUCAGCAAGUGUUCAGAGCUGCUGGGCCGCCUGCUGAGGGAUUACAGGAUCACCGUGUUCGCCACCUCCCACGCCAUCAGGAGGAGCUACAGGAGCCCCGACGCCCCCGGCUCCUCCUCCUCCUCCUCCUCCUCCUCCUGCUCCUCCUCGGAGGGCGAGCGGCCGUACCUCUGUCGCUCGUGGCAACGCCUGGUGACCCACAGGCUGCUGUGCUGCAGGGCGGAGGCUGGAGGCAACAUGGCCGCCGCCGCAGGAGGAGGCAACAAGGAGCAGAGGAGACGGCAGGUCUUCAGCGUGCACUGCACCUCCUCCUCCUCCUCCUCCUCCUCCUCCUCCUCCUCCUCCUCCAGGUUGAAGGCUUACAGGAGCAGCUCCUUCUACGUGACAGAUGGAGGCGUGGUGUUCAUCUGAAACGCUCCUCCUCCUCCUCCUCCUCCUCCUCGUCCUCCUCCUCGUCACACUACAGCCUUUAUGAACUGAUGGACACUGAACUUGCUCCUCCUCCUCCUCCUCCUCUCUGCCGGCUGGAGGCUGCAGCUCCUCUCACACUGAGGAGAUCAGUGUUGGAGUUUCUGGACUGAAAUUAUCUUUUCAUUUUUACUAACCCAUUGAAAGCCAAUGGGCAGAGGCUUUUAUGUUGAUUAAUAAAACUCACCUGAUUUCUUUGUAUUUUUAUUGGUUUUAUUUUGGGGGAUUUUGGGUUGUUGUCACUUUCCCCCAAGUUUUGAGGUACUUUGAUGGUUGUUUUCCUGGAAUUUAAUAAUAAUAAUAAUAAUAAAAAAUAAAAUAAAAAAAGGCAGUUGUCUGGUAGUUUUUUAUUUUGUUUUUUUUUUAAUUUUCUGAUAAUAUCUGAUAAUUUUCUGAGAUUUGUUUUGGUCAGUUAAAUAUGUAUGUGUAUGUUGGGUCGGGGGCAAAAAUUUUCUUGUAAUUUCUUACUAAUUUUAGGAGAAUUUCCUGUUAAUUUGCUAAUCGCCUUUUCGCUUGUUUUGGAAAGAAAUCAAGUGAGUGUGUUCAAGUUUUAUUUGUUUGACUCCAGACUGAGCUGGGACACACACACACACACACACACACACACACACACACACCUUGGUUUCCUUUAACAUCCAACACCUGAGUUAUGGAUGUUUUUUGUUGUUGUUGUUGUUUUAAGUUUCUGUGUGUAGAAAGUAGUUCCACUUGCUGUGUAGAUAUUUCCAGAAGAGGGAAAGGAAACGGCGCUGAGGUCAAAGGUCAUCAGCGAGCUGCCAGGUCGUGAGCUCAAGAGUCUGACGUGCUCUCGCUCAGUUUCGCUUUUUUCUUACCAAAAAACCUCCAUCACAAAACACGACUUCACACACACUUUUCAAAUGAACCUUUAUUUGACCAGAUGAGUGUCAGAGACGUGUGUGUGCUGAGUUCUGCUAUAGAACAGUGUUUACGGAUGUUCUGCUUGUGUUCACCUGCAGCGUCACACACACUGUAAGCAUUUGUUUGUUUGUUUGUUUGUUUGUUUUUUGCUCAUGCUGUCAUUCUGGAUCUGAACGUGUCCUGAUUUCUCGUCCUGCAUGAUGUGACGUCUGCUUUGGCAAUACUGAUGCCUGUUAGCCGUGUCAAUAAAGCUGUUUUGAAUUUGAAAAAAAAAGGCC